GAUCCCUCGAUCCUGCAUGGAACACGUUUGAAGGCCGAUGCAAACAAACUCUCCGAUCUGCUGGGCGUUCAGAUCUGACACACUAGCCACUGCCAUGGAAGGAAAUGUUGCAGGAUCUUGUCUUUGCAAAGGAGUCCAGUAUUAUGUUCCCAACAAGCCUUUGCAGUGGUUUCGGUGCCAUUGCUCUAUGUGCAGGAAGGCCAUUGGUUCAGAACACUGCACUUUCAUUGCUGUGAACGAUACAAACCUCGAGUUCAAAAGCAAGAAAAGCCUCAAGGAAUUCCAGAGCUCAGAGCAUGUAGUGAGGUCUUUCUGCAGUACUUGUGGAUGUUCAAUCAGUAUGAAGUAUGACAGUGAAGUAGAUUUGAUUUGGUUUAAUGCUGCAACUUUAGAUGUAGAGCUUCCAGUAGUUGACCCUCACCAAGUUUACCUCAAGGAUCAAGUCCCUUACCUGGACAUCAUGUCUAAGGCACCAAGUGCUAUUGAUCAGUCAAUGUCCGCAGACAAAGAUUUGUAACUAACCAUUUCUUGCAGACAUAUUACUAUUUUAUUGUAUGACUUCAUUUAAAAUGUAUUCUUAUGUUAUCCUUUUCUCCUGUAUACUUCAGGUACUCAGCAUAUAUGCUUGAGUAUAAUCUACUUAAAUCAUUAAAUUGUUCUAACUUGUUUUUCCUUGUCUACAAAUAUAAUGUGCCAAUUUGUAAUUGAUAUCUUUGAAUAAAGGGAUAAUAAAUACAAUAAACAAGA
Messenger RNA from Penaeus indicus, 747 nucleotides. RefSeq lists its product as uncharacterized. NCBI's taxonomy places the organism in Eukaryota, Metazoa, Arthropoda, Malacostraca, Decapoda, Penaeidae. Bases 38 to 517 code for a protein of 159 amino acids. The transcript has 2 exons. The record is from RefSeq and is a predicted model, not a curated record. Gene Ontology annotation, molecular function: carbon-sulfur lyase activity.